GGCAGACCCAGGGUUCCUCCCUCAGCCGCACGCUUCUUGUUGCCUAAGAAUUUCCUCUCGACCCAAUCCUCUCGCCGACGCCGUAGCAACCUUUGAGAGAACGAGAUCUGCAAACCCGUUCUGAGGGAGAGGAAAUUUGAGGAGGGGGUUCAAAGGGGGAGUUCGAGAGAUCGGAAUCAGAUCAAGCGGGCGCGCUCGGGAUUUGGGGGAACCAAACAAUUUUUCCCAGGAACUUAAGUGAAUGUACUAAUGGAAUCAAAGGGUGGCAAAAAGUCUAGCAGUAGUAGUUCCCUGAUGUACGAAGCUCCCCUCGGUUACAGCAUUGAGGACGUUCGACCAGCUGGAGGUGCCAAGAAGUUUUCUGCUGCGUACUCGAACUGCGCGAAGAAGCCAUCCUGAUAUCGCUUUUGGCUUCCCCUUCCCGUAGUUUAGGAUUUCUCUGCAAUUUUAUUCUGACUCUUUUCUUCCACCAAUCUCUCUGGCUAGCUGCUUCGCUAUAAUCAACCUGUUCUGUGGUCUUGCUUCUUGCCCUCCUCUCUGCUCCUUCUCCGGUGCUGUUUUCUGACUCAAUUGCUCCAAUGGCUGUCCUCUCUGUUGACCCCGCCCCGGUAUCGGCGAUCGGGUUUGAGGGCUAUGAGAAGCGCCUUGAGAUCACCUUCUCCGAGGCUUCUGUCUUUGCUGACCCGCAUGGUCGUGGCUUGCGCGCUCUCUCCAGGGCCCAGAUUGACUCUGUUCUGGAUCUUGCACGGUGCACCAUUGUGUCCGAGCUCUCCAACAAGGACUUUGACUCCUAUGUUCUAUCUGAGUCGAGCCUGUUUAUCUACUCUCAGAAGAUUGUGAUCAAGACCUGUGGGACUACCAUGCUCCUGCUCACCAUUCCAAGGAUUCUUGAGCUUGCUGAAGAGCUGUGCAUGCCGCUUGCUGCUGUGAAGUACUCUCGAGGGAUGUUCAUCUUCCCUGGCGCACAGCCAGCUCCCCACAGGAGCUUCUCUGAGGAGGUUGAUGUCCUUAACCGCUACUUUGGUGGCCUGAAAUCUGGUGGCAAUGCUUAUGUGAUUGGAGAUCCAGCCAAGCCAGGCCAGAAGUGGCACAUCUAUUAUGCCACUGAGCAACCUGAGAAACCUAUGGUCACACUGGAGAUGUGCAUGACUGGGCUGGACAAGAAGAAAGCCUCUGUCUUCUUCAAGACUUCUGCUGAUGGACACAUCUCAUGUGCUAAGGAGAUGACAAAGGUCUCUGGUAUCUCUGAAAUCAUCCCGGAGAUGGAGGUCUGUGACUUCGACUUUGAGCCCUGCGGCUACUCCAUGAACGCCAUCCAUGGAUCUGCGUUCUCUACAAUCCAUGUGACCCCUGAGGACGGCUUCAGCUAUGCCAGCUACGAAGUCAUGGGCAUCGACGCUUCUGCCCUUGCCUAUGGCGACCUUGUCAAGAGGGUCCUCAGGUGCUUUGGCCCAUCAGAGUUCUCUGUUGCUGUCACCAUCUUUGGUGGACGUGGCCAUGCUGCUACAUGGGGGAAGAAGCUCACUGCCGAGGCUUAUGACUGCAACAAUACGGUUGAGCAAGAGCUCCCGUGUGGCGGUGUUCUCAUUUACCAGAGCUUUGCUGUGAACGAAGAAGUUGCUGUCUCUGCCGGGUCGCCGAGAUCGGUGUUCCACUGCUUCGAUGGCGAGAACGUGGAGAACCAUGCUCUUGUGAAGGACGGCAAGCUUGCUAAUCUGCUCCAAUGGCGAGAGGACGCUCUGGAGGAGGAUGGCGUGCUGUACGAGUGAUCUGAUGUCUGCUGUUUCGUCCCCGUGCAAUUUGUUUUGACUUAUUUCCCUUCGGUUAUUCUGUGAAGCAGCCAGCCAGGCUAUUGUUGCUCUGAAUAAGUCUAAUAGCUCUAGGUGGUCAGCUGCGUCUACCACAAUGAGCAUAUGUCUGAAGAAAAGUUGUCAAAAACCGCAAUAAAUAAGCAUUAUUGUCCUUCUGAAUUC
Brachypodium distachyon (stiff brome) is the source of this 1973-nucleotide messenger RNA. RefSeq names its product S-adenosylmethionine decarboxylase proenzyme. Bases 579 to 1769 code for a protein of 396 amino acids. NCBI's taxonomy places the organism in Eukaryota, Viridiplantae, Streptophyta, Magnoliopsida, Poales, Poaceae. Gene Ontology annotation, biological process: spermine biosynthetic process; spermidine biosynthetic process. The transcript has 3 exons. Gene Ontology annotation, molecular function: adenosylmethionine decarboxylase activity. Gene Ontology annotation, cellular component: cytosol. The record is from RefSeq and is a predicted model, not a curated record.